Molecule: messenger RNA, 3879 nt
Organism: Aricia agestis (brown argus)
Lineage: Eukaryota; Metazoa; Arthropoda; Insecta; Lepidoptera; Lycaenidae
Product: hornerin-like
Exons: 4
Coding region: 1-3879 (1292 amino acids)
Source: RefSeq, a predicted model, not a curated record
AUGCUACGGGAAUGGUACGAGGGCUCUACGGGACGUCUACGGGCUGGCUACGGGAGCGCUACGCGGGAUCUACGGGACGCCUACGGGCUGGCUACGGGAGCGCUAGGCGGGAUCUACGGGACGUCUACGGGCUGGCUACGGGAGCGCUACGCGGGAUCUACGGGACGCCUACGGGCUGGCUACGGGAGCGCUACGCGGGAUCUACGGGACGUCUACGUGUUUGUUCUGCCCCAAUCUUUAGUGCGCGAACCACGUCACUUAAAACAAAAGCUGUGCGGCCUUCUAGGGCUAUGCGGUGGUGGGUUCGGAGGUGGUUACGGCGGUUCCCAGGGCAACCACGGCUACCAGGGCUACAACCAGGGUUACCAGCAACCACCAAUCAACAUCGGUAUCAGUCAGUCACAGACCUCCAGCUCUGGAGGUGGAGGAUAUUACGGAGGCAGUCAUCCAAGUAACCCCAACUACUACCAGUACAAUGGAAACUUUGGGCAUUACCCGAGGCCAUAUCCAGGUCACAACGGCUAUGGUUACAACCAAUUUAACGGCAACUUCAAUGGUGGUCCUAACUUUGGAGGAAGACCAGCUUUCUACGACGAAGAAACCGAUGCACCAGCUCAGCCCAGCAUCUCGUAUGGGUUCGGCAGCGGGUUCAGCAGCAACAUCGGCGGCAUCAGCCACUCCAGCGGCAUAGGAUCCGCCUACAGCAGCGGCGGAGGAUCGGCUUACGGCUCCGGAUCCGGGUCGUCGGGCAACGGAUUCUCCCAGGCCAUCGGAUCAGCACACGCAGCCCCAGCAUUGGUAUCCGUGUACUCACCCCCAGCCCUGUGGAUCUACCCCGGAUCAAACUCCGCAGCAGCCUCAGCCCAAAACAUUGGAGCCAUUGGAUCUGCCCAGUCCUCCGCCCAGAACGUCGGUCUGGGCCAAUACCAAUCAGCUGCUUCGUCAGCUCAGAACAACGGCUACGGCGGCUACCAGUCUGCAGCCUCUUCAGCCCAAAACGGAGGUUACGGACGAUUCCAAUCGGCUGCUGCUUCGGCUCAGAACAGAGGACACGGGCUCUACCAAUCUGCCGCGUCAUCAGCGCAGAACAACGGCUUGAGCCAAUCUGCCAUCUCUUCUGCACAGAACAAUGGUUUUGGACAACAGCAGUCUGCAGCUUCGUCUGCUCAAAAUAAUGGUAUCAGCCAGUCUGCCCUAUCGUCAGCACAGAACAUCGGUUUUGGCCAACAGCAGUCUGCUGCGUCAUCUGCACAAAACAACGGUUUGAGCCAGUCUGCUUUAUCCUCUGCGCAGAACAUUGGUCUCGGACAGCAACACUCUGCUGCGUCGUCAGCUCAGAACAAUGGCCUAAGUCAAAUCGCCUCAUCCUCUGCACUGAAUAAUGGUUUUGGACAACAGCAGUCUGCUGCGUCGUCAGCUCAGAACAAUGGUCUAAGCCAAUCCACCUUGACUUCCGCCCAGAACAUCGGUUUGGGUCAACAACAGUCAGCAGCUUCAUCCGCACAGAACAAUGGAUUAAGCCAAUCAGCACUUACAUCUGCACAGAACAUUGGUCUGGGACAACAGCAAUCUGCCGCUUCAUCAGCGCAAAACAACGGUUUAAGCCAAUCCGCCUUGACCUCUGCACAAAAUAUUGGACUUGACCAACAGCAGUCUGCUGCAUCAUCAGCUCAGAACAAUGGAUUAAACCAAUCAGCGCUUUCAUCGGCACAACAUAUUGUCCUAGGACAACAGCAAUCUGCAGCUUCAUCGGCUCAGAACAAUGCAUUAAGCCAAUCAGCACUUUCAUCAGCCCAGAACAUUGGUCUGGGACAACAGCAAUCUGCGGCUUCAUCAGCGCAGAACAACGGUUUAAGCCAAUCCACCUUAUCCUCUGCACAAAACAUUGGACUUGGCCAACAGCAGUCUGCUGCAUCAUCAGCUCAGAACAAUGGAUUAAGCCAAUCAGCACUUUCAUCGGCACAACAUAUUGGCCUAGGACAACAGCAAUCUGCGGCUUCAUCAGCGCAGAACAACGGUUUAAGCCAAUCCACCUUAUCCUCUGCACAAAACAUUGGACUUGGCCAACAGCAGUCUGCUGCAUCAUCAGCUCAGAACAAUGGAUUAAGCCAAUCAGCACUUUCAUCGGCACAACAUAUUGGCCUAGGACAACAGCAAUCUGCAGCUUCAUCAGCGCAGAACAACGGUUUAAGCCAAUCCACCUUAUCUUCUGCACAAAACAUUGGACUUGGCCAACAGCAGUCUGCUGCAUCAUCAGCUCAGAACAAUGGAUUAAGCCAAUCAGCACUUUCAUCGGCACAAAAUAUUGGCAUAGGACAACAGCAAUCUGCGGCUUCAUCGGCUCAGAACAAUGGAUUAAGCCAAUCAGCACUUUCAUCAGCCCAAAACAUUGGUCUGGGACAACAGCAAUCUGCGGCUUCAUCAGCGCAGAACAACGGUUUAAGCCAAUCCGCCUUAUCCUCUGCACAAAACUUUGGACUUGGCCAACAGCAGUCUGCUGCAUCAUCAACUCAGAACAAUGGAUUGAGCCAAUCAGCUUUAUCAUCUGCACAGAACUUCGGUUUUGGGAAACACCAAUCUGCUGCGUCCUCCGCUCAGAACAAUGGCUUGAGCCAGUCAGCGGUUUCAGCAGCACAGAACAACGGUUUCGGUCGUUACCAAUCCGCCAUUGCCUCCGCCCAGAAAGGUCUCGGAUACGAAUCCGCCAUCUCUUCUGCCAACUCCAACGGUCUAGGUUACGGUUCGUCUCUAUCUGCCGCUCAUAACAUCAACGGGAUCCAGUCCGCGUUGGCUACGGCUCAGGAAAACGAAAGAUUCAACACCAACUCUGCGAUCGCUUCUGUCCAGAACUACGGAGGCCACAGAACGAGUGUGGCGCAGGCUUUGCAGCACAGAGCCAAUCUGAUCCAAAGCAAUGCAAUCCACAACAUCGCUUUAGAGUCCGCCAAAUCUCAAGCCGGCGUCCCAGCCCAGCCGUCUAUCUCCUUCGGCAUCGGUAGCGGCUUUAGCAGCGACAUCGGUGGUAUCCGGCACUCCAACAGCUUCGGAGCAGCCUACCAGAGCGGAGGAGGCUCAGCCUACGGCGCCGGUCACGCCGGCAACGGAGCACAGGGAAUUGGCAUCGCCCAGGCCCCAUCACAUGAGUCAGGCCUCUUCAUCCUCAACGGCCAGAGAGUAGACCAGUACAGACCCCACGGCUACCAGUCUGCAGCGUCCUCCGCCCAGAAUGCCCCUGGAUACCAAUCAGCCGUUUCCAACGCUAACGGAUUGAGCGGUUCCUCUCUAUCUUCAGCCCAGAACGCGCCAGGAUUCCAAUCAGCCGUCUCCAAUGCUAAUGGAUACGGCGGAAAUUCUUUGUCUGCUGCCCAGAAUGCGCCAGGAUUCCAGUCAGCUGUAUCCAACACUAAUGGAUAUGGUGGAAAUACCAUCUCUGCUGCCCAGAACGCUCCAGGAUUCCAAUCAGCGAUCUCCAACGCCAACGGAUACGGUGGAAACUCCCUCUCUGCUGCACAGAACGCGCCUGGAUUCCAAUCAGCGAUCUCUAACUCCAACGGUCUCGGUGGAUCCUCGCUAUCCUCCGCGCAAAACACUCCAGGUUUCCAAUCAGCGAUCUCCAACGCUAACGGAUUAAGCGGCUCUUCAUUGUCUGCCGCUCAAAACGCGCCUGGUUUCCAGUCAGCUAUCUCCGCUGCUCAGGGCUAUGGUCCGUCUCCUGGAUCAGCUGUUGCCGCCUCCCAGAACUACGGUAGGAGCCAGGUGAACUUCGCCCAGGCGACUCAGCAGCGCGUUAACGGAUUCUCCAGCAGUGGAGCCACCAGCUACAACGCGCCGGGCUACCAGGCCGCCCAGUCCCACGCCAUCAACACUGGAUACUACUAG